Molecule: messenger RNA, 441 nt
Organism: Knipowitschia caucasica
Lineage: Eukaryota; Metazoa; Chordata; Actinopteri; Gobiiformes; Gobiidae
Source: the annotation of a GenBank genome assembly
AUGCCAUCCAACGCUCAAGGCGGGAAAGCGUUCGGUGUUCUCAAGGACCAGCAGCGGCAGAAAUUGGAGGAGAUCAACCAGGAAUACUUGGAAGACUCAAAAUACAGCGAUGAAGAAGACCUGGCUGUGAAAUUGGAAGGUUUUAAAAAUAAAUAUUCUGAAUUCGACCUCAACGACCAGGGAGAGAUCGAAUUGAUGGGUCUGAAGAGGAUGAUGGAGAAGCUGGGAGUACCUAAAACUCACCUAGAACUAAAGAAAAUGAUCGUCGAGGUCACGGGAGGAAGCAGUAACACCAUCAACUACAGAGACUUUGUGAAGAUGAUGCUCGGGAAGCGCUCUGCAGUCCUUAAGCUUGUCUUAAUCUUCGAGGACAAGGCCAAUGGCUCUCCAUCGAAGCCGUCGGGACCACCUCCAAAGCGGGACAUCUCCAGUCUGCCUUAA